Messenger RNA from Amaranthus tricolor (Joseph's coat), 3407 nucleotides. Its product is annotated as ent-kaurene synthase 5, chloroplastic. The transcript is spliced from 19 exons. NCBI's taxonomy places the organism in Eukaryota, Viridiplantae, Streptophyta, Magnoliopsida, Caryophyllales, Amaranthaceae. Gene Ontology annotation, cellular component: chloroplast. Gene Ontology annotation, molecular function: magnesium ion binding; terpene synthase activity. The record is from RefSeq and is a predicted model, not a curated record. Gene Ontology annotation, biological process: gibberellin biosynthetic process. The coding region runs from base 1019 to 3232 and encodes 737 amino acids.
UUAUUUCAGGUUUUAUUUUCGUUUUCAUCCGCAUUUAAAAGUUGUUUUUGAUGGUUAUGAACUACUGAUUCAACCCAUUCCCACAUUAGUUUUCGUUUUCAUCUAAAUUUACAACUUCUAAUUCAGUUUUCGUUUUCAAUAUAGUUUUAGAUGAAAAUUAGGGUUGAGCGAACGAACCUGAUUUCUCCAUUACAGCUUGAAUCUAGGGUUUUUUCCGAUAGAUGUCUCAGUUUGGAUCAACAAAGCAAUAAAGUCCUUAAUCUCACUAUUCUUCAGCUAUUCGAUCCUUCCAUUCAACAAACAAACCUGAUUUCUUCUUACUGCUGCUCAUGUCGCCUUCUACGAAUUCAACGUUUCUCUUGGACAAUGGAAAGCCGUUAACAAACCCUCCAUUUGCACGGCUGAUGAGCUUCACUAUGUUCAAGUAGUUGACUCUAAUUGGCUUCUUACUCUUUGGCGUAAUCAUCCCAAUUCUCAGGUGCUGGCAAAGUGUUGUCAAAACAGCCCUGAAGCAUAUCGAAAGUGUUGCUCCUCCCAACUCUUCCACUUGUACAGAGAAAUGGAGGCUUAAAUAGGAACCAAUAUCAAUUUUGUGCAAGAAUAUAUGGUUUCCUCUCUAUUCUCUUUUACCCUUUUCAAUUUUUUUCAUCAACUCCCAAGUGCUAAUUUUCAAGACGGAAUCAAGUGUAGAAUUUUCUAAUAAACUCAAAUCACUGCUAUCUCAAUGAUACUCGAAGUUUCUCCUUCAAACUUUUCUUUGUUUUGUAGUCAUCAAUCUAAUAGCUUUUCACCAGAAAGAAGCACAAAAGGCCAGAUUUGCAGAGACUACGAAUUCCAAAUUUGCAGAGAGCUCAAUAGAGUUCUAACUUAUAAGGAUUAAAAGGAGAGUCAGUAGGCUAGAAGUUAAGGAUUCAAUUUAUGUUCACAGCAAGCUUAUUUAGGAACUAGCUGCUCUUCAACCAAAGCAUCAGCUGAAAGCAUCCAGAGAUUUGAGGAUGCCAAAGAAAAGAUCAGAAAGAUGUUUAACAAAGUUGAACUUUCAGUGUCAGCUUAUGACACAGCAUGGGUAGCAAUGGCUUCUUCUCCUGCUGCUCCUACUGCUCCUUGUUUUCCAGGGACCAUAAACUGGAUAUUAGAAAACCAAAUGAAAGAUGGCUCGUGGGGUUUCCAUGAUCGUUGUGAUACUUCUCUUGUUAAAGACGCUCUUUCCUCGACCUUAGCUUGUGUUCUUGCACUGAAAAUAUGGUCUAUUGGUGAAGAACAGAUGACAAAGGGGCUUGACUUCAUUGUGUCGAAUUUUGCUUCAGCAAUGGAUGUAGACCAGCAUUCUCCAAUUGGAUUUGAUGUCAUUUUUCCUAGCAUGAUUGAAAAAGCUCUUGAUAUGGAUGUAAAUCUUCAUUUGGCUUCCACAGAUAUUGAUAUUGUGCUCCAAAUGAAGGAUCAAGAGCUCAAAAGAAUUCACGGGAAGAAGUUGAUAGCAAGGAAUUACUAUUUGGCAUACAUUUCAGAAGCAAUGGCCAAAUCAGAAGACUGGAGAAUGAUAAUGAAAUAUCAAAGGAAGAAUGGUUCACUGUUCAAUUCACCUUCUACAACAGCAGCAGCUUUUUCCGAGCUCCACGAUACACAUUGUUACAGUUACCUGUCUUCAAUCUUGCAGAAAUAUGGAAAUGCAGUUCCAACCAUAUGUCCAAUCGAAGCAUAUUUCAGGCUAUAUUUGGUUGACACCCUACAAAAACUGGGAAUUCAUGGGUACUUUAAGGAAGAGAUUAGUUCUGUACUAAAUGAAAUUUUCAGACAAUGGAAACAAGGCGAUGAUGAAAUAUUCUCCGAUGUUACCACCAUGAUGGCAUUUCGGCUGUUGCGAGAGCAUGGAUACGAUGUCUCCACUGAACGGUUGGCUGAAUAUCACGACAAAGGGUUCUUGUUCAACAAAUUUGGAGGACACUUUGAAGACACAAGAGCUGCUUUGGAAUUCUUUAAAGCAUCGCAGCUUAGAGUACAUGACCAUGAACCUUAUUUAGAGGAGCAAACAUCAAUUUUAAGGAACUUUCUUGAAAGAAAAAUUUCAGAACAUCCAGCAAUGGCAGACAGGCUUAGCAAAAAUCUACUCCAAGAGGUAGUUGACGCCCUGAAGAAUCCCGUCUAUGGCAGUUUAGAGCGAUUAGAAAGCAGAAAAUUCAUUGAACAUGGUAACUUGGCUGAAUUUAGAGUUCUCAAAUCUUCUUUAAGCUGUACUAAUUUCUGCUACAAAGUUCUCCUAGAACUAGCAAAGAAUGAUUUUCGAUAUUGUCAAUCAAUACAUAUGCAGGAAUUCAAACAGCUUCAAAGAUGGCUUGCGGAGAGUAAACUAGACCAGCUAACUUUUUCUAGGCAGAAACUCAGUUACUGCUACUUCUCUGCUGCAGCAAGUCUUUCAUCCCCCAAACUAUCUGAUGCCCGCAUCUCAUGGGCUAAGAACAGCGUACUCACUACCGUGAUUGAUGACUUCUUUGAUGUUGGCAGCUCUAAAGAGGAGCAACUAAAUCUUAUACAGUUGGUUGAAGAGUGGGAUCCAAAUAAAAGGCUUCAAGCUAGUUCAGAGAAAGUUCAUAUUAUAUUUUCAGCUCUCUCAAACACAAUUUGUGAAAUCGGAAAUAAAGCAUACACAUGGCAAGAUCAUAGCGUCACAAAACACAUAGUCGAGAUUUGGCUAAGUCUAUUAAAGUCAAUGUGGAACGAAGCAGAGAUCCAAAGGAACAUGUCAGUACCUUCAAUGGAAGAAUACAUGGAAAAUGGCUACAUAUCUUUUGCCUUGGGACCAAUAGUUCUUCCAGCACUCUAUUUUAUUGGCCCCAAACUGUCUGAAGAGAUUAUUAGAAGUGAAGAAUACCAUGAUCUAUUUAAGCUGAUGAGCACUUGCGGACGCCUCCUUAACGACUUUCAAGGUUUUCAAAGGGAAGCAGAGCAUGGAAAGCUGAACGCUGUGUCUCUGCUCAUGCUUCAAGGGAAUGGAAAUGUCAGCAAAGAAGAUGCUAUACUAGAAAUCAAACGGACAGUCGAUAGCAAAAGAAGAGAGCUCCUAAGAUUGGUAUUGCAACCAGGCAAUGGAGGUGUAGUUCCAAAAGAGUGUAGAGAGGUGUUCUGGAAAAUGAGCAAGGUAUUGCACCUAUUUUACUUAAAGGAAGACGGGUUUACGUCUGAAGAGAUGGCUGGUGAUGUGAAGGCAAUUCUCCAUGACCCAUUGAAAACUUAAUGCGGUGUUUGGUAAAUGGUGGCUGAUUGUAGUGGCUAAUUUUAUAAUUGUUUUUAUUGACUGAUUUGCGUAAAAUGGUUAUAACCUUAUAAUAGUAUCUAUUUGAAAAUACUAGAUAAAACAGAGUUGAUAUGGAUAAAUUGAAAAUUACAGGUACCAAACAUAUUGGCACGAA